Trichoderma harzianum CBS 226.95 is the source of this 397-nucleotide messenger RNA. RefSeq lists its product as hypothetical. The coding region runs from base 162 to 392 and encodes 76 amino acids. Lineage: Eukaryota; Fungi; Ascomycota; Sordariomycetes; Hypocreales; Hypocreaceae. The transcript has a single exon. The record is from RefSeq and is a predicted model, not a curated record.
AAUUAUUUGUGUGCUGUAUCACAAAGGUGCACAAGUUGCCACUCCUAUUCCUUGCAACGGCAAUGAGCUCGCCCUCGCCUCCCAACGCACCAACUCACCUGCAGGCACGGAGAAUGCCUCUUUAGAAGAGAAGCAGUCAUGCGGCUGAAGCGGCAGUUUCUAUGAACAACCAAGCUGCCAUGUAUCUGGUAGCGCCUUCAGCAGAUGCAGCGGAGGUUCUAACCUCGCAUUCAGCUUCCAGAGUAACCUUGCCUCUGACCUCUCGCGUGAUCUUUUUCUCUGGAAUAGGGACUGCAGCAGUGGCUUCGGCCGGAUUAUUACCCGCAACUCGACUUACUGGUCUCUGCUGGGGUGGUUUUGAUACUGGGCACGGCUAUUCGGUCGGCGGCUAAGUACG